AGGUCUACAGCUUUGUCAUUUGCAAAGUGAGAGCUCUAUGUUAUCGUGCCUCACCGGUGCUUUUGAGGUGUCAUAUAUAAAGGGUAGUUCCUGUUUAAGCUGAACUUUCCAGUUGCUUCAUGCAGGGCCAAAAUAAAACAUUUUGCAUUGGUUCUGCAACCUUUGGUGAUUGAAGACAUGACUGCCUUUAGACUGGAGUUUUUCUUUUUCACUGCUCUUCUGGGCUCAGUCAACACACGCUCUGUUGAUACAACUGGCGUGAUGAAUGUCCUGAUGGGUGUGGAUGUCACUGCGACAGGUGACAUGUGCCAGGACUGCAGUAAGAUUUUUGAGCUUCUAAAGGACCUCCUUUCCAAUGAAGACUUCCAGACCAAAUUAACUGCCGCUCUUGACCAAAUGUGUGAUAAGUUGCCUCUCCAAAUCACUCAAAUCUGCCACACCGAGGUGGAAAAGAUGCUUCCACUGGCUAUCACCUUCAUUACCAGCAUAAUGCAACCUGGUGACAUCUGUACAAUUCUAGGAAUGUGUGGAGGACGUGACAGUGCCAAGAUUAGAGCUCUGUUGCUUAAUCACAUUUCAAAAACGGCACCAGUGCCAACUAUGAAGAUGGAGACAUCCAUUCAGUGCUCUGUUUGCACAUAUGUCGUGAGCUCACUUGGGUAUCUGUUUCCCAGAGAGAGGGCUCAGAACAUCGUAACUGUGCUGCUGGAGAGUUUGUGCAGAGAAUUUCCCCUUCCGGUUCAACCACAGUGCAAUAAAAUGGUUGAAAAAUACGUUCAACUGUUGGUUGAAAUGCUACUGAACAAUACUUCUCCUAACUUCAUAUGCACUCUGCUUCAUUUUUGUGAAAUAUGGGAGCAUCCCAUCAAUGCUUCUGUGCCUUUUUCUGAUUGUGAAUCUUGUCUCACAUUGGGAGUUCUGGCUCAUGUUUAUCUGGGCCCCAAUGUCACUGAGCUCCAGGCUGCUUCAUUCUUGGACACCGUCUGCCAGCUGCACCCCAGUGCCAUGCCAAAGUGUGAGACCUAUGUGCAGCGUCAUGGGAACCAGCUCCGUGUGUUUCUGAGCCAACAGCAGGAGUUACUGGACAUUUGUAAGAGGGCACAUUUGUGUGUUUCUGGUGAGAAGGAGAUUGCUGCUGACCCCUGUAGCCUUGGACCAAUCUACAGCUGUAGAGACCUCCAGACUGCUGUCAACUGUGGGGCAAUUUCCUUCUGUCAGAAGAACGUGUGGGAAUAAUCUUUUUCUGCUGUCCAAACUACAUGGUAAAUGUCAACUCAUUGUUUGCUAAAUGUCAACCAAUUGCUAAUAAAAUUGCUAACAAACUUA
Puntigrus tetrazona (Sumatra barb) is the source of this 1326-nucleotide messenger RNA. RefSeq names its product surfactant protein Ba (gene sftpba). Lineage: Eukaryota; Metazoa; Chordata; Actinopteri; Cypriniformes; Cyprinidae. The record is from RefSeq and is a predicted model, not a curated record. The coding region runs from base 178 to 1236 and encodes 352 amino acids. Gene Ontology annotation, biological process: sphingolipid metabolic process. The transcript is spliced from 11 exons. Gene Ontology annotation, cellular component: lysosome.